Messenger RNA from Cantharellus anzutake, 774 nucleotides. RefSeq lists its product as uncharacterized. The transcript has 5 exons. The record is from RefSeq and is a predicted model, not a curated record. NCBI's taxonomy places the organism in Eukaryota, Fungi, Basidiomycota, Agaricomycetes, Cantharellales, Hydnaceae. Bases 1 to 774 code for a protein of 257 amino acids. Gene Ontology annotation, molecular function: oxidoreductase activity.
AUGGCCAAAGUCAGGAGGCUUGCAGGGAAGCAUUCACUUUUGAUAUUCAAGGGUUUUGAAGGCGUUGAUAAAACCGACUACAUUGCAAAGGCGAGGGAGAUGGGGGAGGUAACACCCUGGGUUUUUGGCGAAGUUCUCGAAGUGAAGGAAAAUCCUCAUUUCGAUUUGAACAACGUUCUCACAUCGGAGGCGAUGCCAAUGCAUUUUGACGGCACUUUCAAAACGAAGCGGCUUGCUGAUGGAACUGUUGUUCCGGAUCCUCCAACCUUCCAAAUGUUCCAAUGUCUCGAGGCACCCCUAUCACACACUGGGGUCAAGGACUCAGCCUCAGAUAUUGGUGGCCGCACCCUGUUCGCUAAUACGGCGAACAUCUUUGCCGAAUCGCUUUCCCGCUCACCAUAUGCAGCUGAUGUGAAGAGCCGUAUGUGGACAGUGUUUAUGCCUGCCAAUAAGAAUUUUGGCGGAGACGAGAUCAAGGUGCCAUUGUUGCAGAAAAACUCCUUGACGGGUCAUCAGGUCUUGUCGUGGCAUGAACCAUGGCCCCAAGAGAUCACUGCCUUCAAGCCGACGGCUGUGAAUAUCAUUGGUGUAUCACCUGAGCGCUCCACGGAAAUUAGCAACCGUGUCACUGAGCUGUUGUAUGACCGUCGAUAUUGCUACGAGCAUACGUGGGAGCGAGGCGAUUUUCUAAUUGCUGACAAUGUUGAGCUGAUACACGCUCGCACUGCUUUCAAGCCUGGCAAGCGAGAGCUAUGGAGAAUCCAUGUUAAUUAA